Carya illinoinensis is the source of this 1037-nucleotide messenger RNA. Its product is annotated as HVA22-like protein e. The transcript is spliced from 5 exons. Lineage: Eukaryota; Viridiplantae; Streptophyta; Magnoliopsida; Fagales; Juglandaceae. The coding region runs from base 408 to 848 and encodes 146 amino acids. The record is from RefSeq and is a predicted model, not a curated record.
AAAUAAAAAUGAAAAGGCACAGCUAGCGAGGUAGCGCCUAAAGGAAUGCCGAAAGUGCAUGCUUUAGUAUGGAUUACUGCUGCCUGUCUUGGACGAAGACGGUGCUAAAUCUGGAUCAUGCUCGCUUGACUUCAACACGGCUAAGUGAGAAUCCGAUGCUCUAUCUCACAUGAUCAUCAUAUGCCAUGCAACUGUCCCGGCCUGCUCCCAUCUAUUAGUAUAAUCACUCCUACCCUUUUGGAACUCCGAUCCAUUUGUCCACUUUCUUCCAUAUUUUGAACAACCGCAAGUUCGCAACCCUUGUUCACUUUACUCUUUUAGAAACCAGCUUCUGAUCUGUUUCUACUUUCAAUUUUCUUUUCUUGUUUCUGCGUAUCCCACGUAGGCUCCGGGGAAGGUACUGAAUAAUGGGAAAAUUAUGGACGUUAAUCACCCAGGUUCAUUCACUUUCUGGGCCGGUGUUAAUGUUGUUGUACCCCUUAUAUGCAUCGGUGAUGGCCAUAGAAAGCACUUCGAAACUGGAUGACGAACAGUGGCUUGCUUACUGGAUCUUAUACUCAUUUCUCUCUCUCAUGGAGAUGCUUCUCCAACCCAUUCUGGAGUGGAUACCAAUUUGGUACGAUGUGAAGCUACUGUUUAUGGGGUGGCUAGUCCUACCGCAGUUCCUAGGGGCAGCCUUCUUAUAUGAGAGAUACGUGAGAGAGCAAAUGAAGAAAUAUAGAGGCCGGCGGGUCAUGAGCGAUCAUCGUCACCACAAGUCUCCCAAUACCAUUAACAACAUGAAGGGCAAACAUAAGACGUUCUUGGAGUUCAUCACCCCCAAGAAAGGGGAGCAGGCGGCAUACUGAAUAAAGAAUUAGAUUUUGGGAGACAGCAUUAUUUUCCCGGCCGCUAGCAAGCUAAUUAAUUGUGUGGAUCAUCUUCUCUUUCAACGUUUCGUUUUCAUGGUUUUCUAGUUUUUUGUUGAUGUUACACUUGAUUGUCAGUCAUGUACGAGUUCGGAACUUCGAAUUAAAGGCUAGCUUUUGUAACUUUAA